Lolium perenne is the source of this 1123-nucleotide messenger RNA. Its product is annotated as ribonuclease 1. Gene Ontology annotation, cellular component: extracellular region. Gene Ontology annotation, molecular function: RNA binding; ribonuclease T2 activity. The record is from RefSeq and is a predicted model, not a curated record. Gene Ontology annotation, biological process: RNA catabolic process. NCBI's taxonomy places the organism in Eukaryota, Viridiplantae, Streptophyta, Magnoliopsida, Poales, Poaceae.
UACACGCACACCAGUAAACGCGCGCUGGAUCAGCACCUGCCUGAGACGCCUAUAAAUUCGCACGCCCCGCCGCAGCAUUCGUCAAUCCAUCAUCGUCCUCCUCGCCUCAGCGCACCAUCAAGUUCAGAACAGGGGAGUUCUCUAAGAACCAUCGGAGAGAGAUCUUCACAGAAAGAGAGAGACAAGCCAUGACGAGGGCGCAGCUCUCCCUGGCCGCCCUGGUCAUGCUGGCCGCCGGGUGCGCGGCGUCGGCGGCGGCGCAGGACUACGACUUCUUCUACCUCGUGCUGCAGUGGCCGGGGUCGUACUGCGACACGAAGCAGAGCUGCUGCUACCCGCGGUCCGGCAAGCCGGCGGCGGACUUCGGGAUCCACGGGCUGUGGCCCAACCGCGACGACGGGUCAUACCCGCAGAACUGCAACCCAAGUAACGCCUUCGAUCCAUCCAAGGUGAGCGACCUGCUGAGCAGCCUCCGCACGAGCUGGCCGACGCUGGCGUGCCCGACGAGCGACGGGCUCAAGUUCUGGGCGCACGAGUGGGAGAAGCACGGCACCUGCGCGCAGAACCUCUUCAACGAGCACGGCUACUUCCAGACCGCGCUCCGCCUCCGCGCCCAGCUCCGCGUCCUCGACGCGCUCGCUGCCGCGGGCAUCUCCCCCGACGGCGGCUACUACACGCAGGCCGCCAUCAAGGGCGCCAUCCAGGAGGGCACGGGCUACGCGCCCUUCGUCGACUGCAACCGCGACGAGUCCGGCAACACCCAGCUCUACCAGCUCUACUUCUGCGUCGCCGCCGACGCCUCGGGCUUCGUCGAGUGCCCCGUCAGCCCCGGCGGCAGGCCCUGCGGCAACAGGGUCGAGUUCCCGGCCUUCUGAACCUACACCAAUCCAAAGGAGCCGUAUCGUUGCGGUUCUGAUUCAUUUGUGCUUCCCUUUGACAGAAUAAACUGAGGGAGCACGAUGUCCGAUCAUGUGCUGCUGUUUUUCCCUGAAUUCCAUAGUGAUCUAGCAAAGUUCAGGAGCUCGUGAUGUUAAAGAAGCCUGUGUAUAUCAAGAAAAUUGUGUAAACAUGUGGAACCGAUUUCAUAUUCAGAGAUCAAUUGAUAGCAGGGACUCGAACAUUA